This is a messenger RNA of Colletotrichum fioriniae, 1458 nucleotides long. The record is from RefSeq and is a predicted model, not a curated record. NCBI's taxonomy places the organism in Eukaryota, Fungi, Ascomycota, Sordariomycetes, Glomerellales, Glomerellaceae.
AUGCUCUAUUCUCAACUCUACGGCCUCGUAGCUACAGCUACUGUAGCAGGGGCGCUUCUGCUUCAGGUUGACCCUGGAAGUCCUGGCCACGAGCUAAGCCCUUUGCUCCAUGGUCUUAUGUUUGAGGACAUUAGCAAUAGUGGUGACGGAGGCGGCGUGACCACCCUCGACCCUUGGACAGUUCAUUAUGGCGCGGCAGAAAUCUCUCAAGAUGCCGAAGCGCCGCUAACUGGCGCGAUUACCUCGUCCCUCAAGAUUACCGUUCCCCCCGGCGCCGGUGGAUUCACCGGCAUUGCAAACCCUGGGUAUCGAGGCAUCAUCGUGAAUGGCGGUUACUACAAUACCACUUUCUGGCUUCGUGGUGAUUUUCAGGGCGAUGUCAAAAUCCGUCUUCUAGGCAAUGAGACUGAUGUCGAAUAUGGCUGGGCUAUCAUUCCCGUGGACUCCAAGGCUGAUUCAUGGACACGAUAUGAAGCCGGAUUCUGGACCACAGCCUCCGCCGAUGGGAACAACCUCUGGGUUUUCGAGAUCUUAGCGGAGACUCUGACUAGCGGAAGCAUCAAUCUUGGUUACCCGACCUUAUUCCCUCCUACUUUCAAAGGUAGAGAAAACGGGUUGACAGUCGAUUUGUCUGAAGCUCUCUGGUGUGAGGAUAUGUCUUUGGAGCCUAUCCUAGACGUAUGGGCCGGCCUCGGACUUGCGGGGCUCCCACCAUUAGUAGGAGAUGAGCUUGAGCCGUAUGUUGACGAUGCAGUCCGCGAGAUUGAGUUCGUCAUUGGUGACAUCAAUACGUCCGGUGGGGCACUUCGCGCGUCUCUCGGACACCCGGAGCCGUACCAGCUCAAGUUCGUCGAGGUUGGGAACGAAGACAAUCUCGCCGGUGGUUGUGAGACUUACAAGCAGCGAUUCUUGCAAUUCUUCGACGCUAUUAAGGAGGCAUAUCCGCAAAUAACUGUCCUUACCUCCACGUCUGACCGAGCCUGUCUGCCGGAUCCGAUUCCCGAAGGCGUAUGGCUUGACUUCCACGACUACAAUGUGCCGGAGAAUUACAUCAACGCAUAUGACUUCUACGACGACUGGGAUCGCGCUCACCCCGUUUUCAUCGGUGAAUAUGCCAGGUGGGGCGUCAAAUGGUCCGAUAUGCGAGGCGCCUGCUCCGAGGCAGUCUAUAUGAUGGGCUGGGAGCGUAACGCGGACGUGAUCAAACUGGCUGCCUACGCACCUACACUACAGAAUUACGAUCCUGUCAACGGACAAUGGACUAUUCGCAUACAAAUCCCUGGCAAGGCAAACGUAAAGGCAUCCUUUACCUCAAUCACUGCCGGUCCCGAUGAUGCUAACUCGGUCGAAAACCCCACACUUGUUUCCGCCCCCGCUGUGCUGGAAGUGCUUGGAAACGCUGACGGUAUAUUUGCCAUUGAACUAGGGCAGUUCGGCGUUGGUGUACUCGCAGCCUAA